Messenger RNA from Gastrolobium bilobum, 460 nucleotides. RefSeq lists its product as uncharacterized. The transcript has 3 exons. The annotation marks the transcript as partial. The record is from RefSeq and is a predicted model, not a curated record. Lineage: Eukaryota; Viridiplantae; Streptophyta; Magnoliopsida; Fabales; Fabaceae.
UAUGGUAAUGCAGCUUUAAUGGUGAACCGGAUAUCGUGUGAUAGCGACUCUGAUAAGUCAUUGGUGCAGCAACUCACUUCAGACACUAUAAUUGAGGUAAGCAUUGAAAUUCCUUUUGCUUUCCAAGCAAUACCAAAGCAAGCAAUUGAAUCGGCUGGGACUCAAGUCCUUGAACAAAUACUCAGGAUUAUGCUUCCCCGGUUUAUGUCACAGCUUGUGAAAGAUUAUCAAGCCUGGGCCUCCGGAGAUAUGUCAAGGCAGCCUAUUGGGACUGGUGAAAUCUGAAAUAAUGGGUAAUAAGGAUUGCCAACUGACGCUGGAUUUAAUAGUGUUAAUAGAUUAUAGAAAUACCGCUUGUAGUAUGUGCAUUAAUGAAUUCUUGGUUUAUUAUUUGAGUAUACAUAGUUUUUUUUGUUUGUUUAUUUCUUUUUGGACAAGUAAAUCAUUGUCAGUUAUGAUA